UGUGUUUAAUGUUUCUCAGGAGUUUCAACCUCUGCCUUCCUCUUUCUAAAACACACAUGACUGUGAGGUCUGAAUGUGAGAAAAUGAAACAUAAACACACACAAAGAAGUUCAUUUUAGCUGCAGAAGAGCACUCAACAGUGUAUUUGAACAAUUAUUUAAUCUCAGUGCUGCAGUAAAAACAUGAAUUUAAACUAUUACAGUAUUAGACUGCAACAAGUAAAGGGGGUCUGAAUAUUUUCUGAAUGCUCUGUAUAAUGAUGUGUGAUGUAUUUCAAGACUCUGAACAGUAUUGUCAUGUAACUUCCUGUUACUAAAAUCCACAAAGAGACAGAAGUUUAUUAACAGAGUUUCAGACAGAAGAGCACUCGUCAGUUUAUUUAUCACUUUAGUAAAACAUUCAUUGGAAUUUUAUGAAUUUGUCAUUUCAGAUUUCUGGAUUGAAACCACUGGAGAAAAUGUUUCACAGAUUUCUGUUCAGUUUGUUGAUGUGCCGUCUGAUUGGUGUGUUUGGUGAUGAAGUGAAGUCAGUGUCAGUGAUGGAGGGAGAUUCUGUUACUCUAUACAGUAAUAUUACUAAACUACAUAGAUAUGAUCGGAUAGACUGGAGGUUUGUAACUGGGGAGGCUAUCAUCGCUAGAAUUAUCAGUGAUUUCUUAAUGUAUGAUGUUGAUUUUGAUGAGAGAUUUAGAGACAGACUGCAGUUAAAUAAUGAGACUGGAGAUCUCACCAUCACAAACAUCACAACUCAACACACUGGACUUUAUCAAGUAAUCAACAGAUGGAUCUCAUACAGAUUCAAUGUUACUGUCUAUGUUGGUGUGCCCGUUCCUGUCAUCACCGGUAAAUCUUCAUCAUCAUCAUCAUUAAGCUCAAAAUGUGUGUUAUUGUGUUCAGUGUUCAAUGUAAGAGAUGUGAGAGAUGUGAGUCUGUCCUGGUACAAAGGAAACAGUUUAUUGUCCAGCAUCAGUGUGUCUGAUCUCAACAUCAGCAGCAUCUCUCUUCAUCUGAAGUGUCUGGAUGAAUCAUACAGCUGUGUGGUGAACAAUCCCAUCAGUAAUCAAACUCAACAUCUCAACAUCACUGAUGUCUGUCAGCCGUGUUCAGACUCUGUCAAUUCCUGUGCUACGACUGAAGCUGUGAUCCGAUUGGUCGUCUCUGUCCUGGUGGGCGUGGCUGCUGCUGUUGUUUUGAUUUAUGACAUCAGAUCCAGAAGAGCUGAAUAGAAGAGAAGAUCAUAGACACCAACAUCAGAUUCUCACUCAUCAAUCACAUCUGAAAGGCUCAAAUCCAGUGGCCAGUUGUAUAAACAUAGCCACUAAGUUAACACUGUGUCUUAAAAACGAAUUUCACAAACAAGUAAUUAAUAAGGACUUAACAGUCUUACUUUAAAAAGAUAUGGCCAAUCUUAAAGAAAAAAUUGAAUAAUUAACUUUUUAAUGAUGUCUUAUUCGGGACGAACAGGUCAAAAUAAGCUACUUAAGUUUCACCAGCUGUCUACAAUCAGUGAUCAACAUAUUUACCCAAUCAGCAUGAAGGCAAGCCCAUAUAUAAUCACAGUCAAACUCACCUAAGGAUUCUCUACAGUCUUCAGAAUCCCUCCACCACCCCGUCUCCUCUUACUCACCAGGUUACUACCUAAACCUAGGGGGGAAUACUCUGCGCUCGGGGCAAUUACAAAAGCUCAGAGCCCUCUCCCCAAAUACCUUUACCAAUUUAAUCUAUCCGACUUAUUUUAGUGUGAACUCGUGAAAGACUAGUCUAAGCAGUUUAUGCGACUGGCCACAGGUCUUUAGAGAACAAAAC
Misgurnus anguillicaudatus (oriental weatherfish) is the source of this 1805-nucleotide messenger RNA. The record is from RefSeq and is a predicted model, not a curated record. Lineage: Eukaryota; Metazoa; Chordata; Actinopteri; Cypriniformes; Cobitidae.